Messenger RNA from Merops nubicus (carmine bee-eater), 4677 nucleotides. RefSeq names its product FERM and PDZ domain containing 1 (gene FRMPD1). The transcript is spliced from 15 exons. Lineage: Eukaryota; Metazoa; Chordata; Aves; Coraciiformes; Meropidae. Bases 1 to 4677 code for a protein of 1558 amino acids. Gene Ontology annotation, cellular component: cytoskeleton. Gene Ontology annotation, molecular function: protein binding. The record is from RefSeq and is a predicted model, not a curated record.
AUGGAAGAUUUGGAGACUAACUUAAUCCAGACACGCAAAGCAUGUAGAAUAGAGCAAAUGGUAGCAAAAUGGCUUUAUCGCUCUCGAGAUGGUGCAUCCAGGGGCAGAAUCUCUGUUACAGACAGCACCAGUGAUGGCAGUGGCCAGCCUGCCAAUCGUGUCAAACUUACUGUCACGAUAUACAAAGAUUUGGUCCUUGGUCAUUAUGGCUUUGAGAUAUGUCCAAACCUGCCUCUUACAAUAGCAUCUGUCACUGCAGGGAGCACUGCUGAAGGGAAGCUGCAGCCGGGCGACCAGCUCCUCCUGAUAAACUCUACUGCAGUGGACAACAUGUCUGUUGAACAAGCAGCUGACAUCAUCAGGGAGGCCGGUGAUGAGCUUCUCCUAACCAUCCUGCGCUGCACAUUGGGUGGCCCCAAGUCAUCAUUUCUUACUGCAGAGAAGAGGGCAAGGCUAAAAACAAACCCUGUGAAAGUGCGUUUCGCAGAGGAGGUGCUGGUGAAUGGACACACUCAGGGUAAUUCUCUUCUUUGUAUGCCCAACGUUCUCAAGGUAUACUUGGAAAAUGGACAGACAAAGGCUUUCAGGUUUGAGACGAGCACUACUGUGAAGGACAUUGUUCUCACCCUGAAGGAGAAGCUCUCCCUCCAGAGCAUUGCACACUUUGCCCUCACUCUGGAGGAGCAGUACAACGUGGCAAAGAUUCACCUGCUGCAUGAGGAGGAGCUCAUUGAGCAGGUGGUCCAAAAAAGAGAAUCUCAUGACUACCGGUGCCUCUUCAGAGUUUGCUUUGUCCCAAAGGAUCCAUUAGACCUUCUGCAGGAAGACCCUGUUGCCUUUGAAUAUCUCUACCUGCAGAGCUGCAGUGAUGUGCUUCAGGAAAGAUUUGCUGUGGAAAUGAAAUGCAGUGUGGCAUUACGUCUGGCUGCUCUGCACAUACAGGAGAGGAUCUAUGCUUGUGCUCAGCCACAGAAAGUAUCCUUGAAAUACAUUGAGAGGGACUGGGGAAUUGAAAACUUCAUCUCACCAACUUUGCUUCGAAACAUGAGAGGGAAGGACAUCAAGAAAGCCAUCAGCUACCAUAUGAAGCAGAACCAGGUGCUACUGGACCCUCGUCAAAAGCAUAUGCUUGCAGCAGUUCAAGUGCGCCUGAGCUACCUGCAAAUACUGGGAGACCUGAAGAUGUACAAUGGGAAGAUCUUCAAUGCCACCCUGAUGCUACAGGACAGAGAAUCGUAUGUUGCAUUGCUGGUGGGUGCCAAGUACGGGGUGAGCCAGAUUAUCAAUAAUAAGCUCAACAUCAUAACAAGUCUGGCAGAGUUUUCAAACAUCAGCAAGGUGGAGCUCACAGAGGAGUCUGAGAAAGUGAGCAUGGUGAAGGUCUACCUGCAGGAUUUGAAGGUCCUGACUCUGCUACUGGAAUCAAACAGUGCAAAAGAUCUCAUCUGCCUCAUCACUGGCUAUUACAGGCUGUUUGUCGAUGCAAAUGUCUCCAUAUUUACCUGGGCAGAGAAAAAAGAGCAACUGCACCGUGUCUCAGCUGAAGAAGGGUAUGAAUCUCGAACCUGCAGUGACUCUGAAGACUCCUGGGAGCUGGAUUCCUCCUCAGAGCAUGGCUUGGACACUCCUAUAGCACACAGCAGUGCCCAUCCUGUGUGCCACGAGGAGGAGCUGGGAGAAUGCCACUCUCUGGAGAAGGACAGCACAAAGCUCCAAGGUGGAGGGAGCAAACACUGCAAUGGGGUUGACAAUGCAACAACAGACAGCACAUCCGAGGCUUCAGAUUCAGCCAACACUGAGAGCCGAGGGUUUAAGACAAGUGGCUCCAGUGACUCUAUGGAUGCACUGGAAGAAGAUGAGUUGGAAGCUUGCUCUUCCUCCAGGCCAGACUUCUUCCACUUACACAUACCAACAGUGCAGGAGAUGAGCAGCUCAGACAAGAGCUUCUUCCCCAUUCAUGCCACAGAAGGAUCCAACAGGGCAGAAACCAGAGACUACUGCUUCUUGCAGGUAUCGCAUGCAGAGGAGCCUGGUUGUGAAGACAUCCCCUCUGAGCAGAGAGGGGAGGACGAUGUGUCUGUGCUGGACACCAAGCUCUCUGAGAGAAACACCGUGGGCUAUUACAGCCUGUGCUACAGCACAUCCCCUGCAGGCAGUGUGGAGAGGAGCAACAUGAGUCACAGCCCUCAAAGUCAUCCUGGGUCUGCCCAGGAAGAGGCACCAUGUGGAGCAGAGCAGACAACAGAAGCAAGCAACCUAAUUUUGGAGCCGCCCCCAGGCUUUGGUGACACAAGCUCUGAGGAGGAGUUCUAUGAUGCUGCAGACAGGUUCAGCCCUCCAGAUGCCCUGGCAGGCUGCAAUAUCAUGUCCUGGGAGGGUACAGACAGCUCCUCCAGCAUCCUAAAGAAACCAAGGUGUUACAGCUUGGGGGAAAACCUGAUGACAAGGAAGACAGCAAAGGAGAAACACAGAAAGGAGAAGGAGCUGACAUAUGCCACAAGCUUGAGGAAGAGGAGAUCAUUCCUGAAAACUGAUUACACUUCGCAGGUCACUUUCCCCUCAGCUUUGCCAGGCUCUCUGCAGAGCUGCUGCUCUUGGCCACCCUCUGCCCCGCUCCUUGCUCAGCUGCCUGCUCCACCCUCCUCAGACACCAUCAAGGAUACAGAGCUGGGACGUCCUGCUGCCACCCAGGCCCAGAGAGACCCUGCUAGCACAAACCCCUCCUCUGACCCAAUGGAAAUGGAGCCUGACACAAUGGAAGCAAAAUCAGUGACUGAUUCAGGGUUUUCAUCCAUUUCAGCUCUUUGCCUGCAGGGUUACCAGCACAGGGAAGAGAGUGCAGGCAUUGCCGUGCAUGUGGACGGUGGCCUCCAGCCUGCACAUGCUGUACAUCCACCUUUCCUGUCCCUGAAGGAGGCUCUACCCCUUCCUGUGGGACAAAGCAGAGCUGCCCAGGAAAGUUUCUCCACAAAAACAUAUACUGGGUGGCUGAGAGAGGAGAGCUGUGUGGCUACUGGACUCUGGCUGGCCCAAGUGGAGCUGGAGGAGGUGGGUGAGGUGAUGGCAGCCCAGCACAAAGCUGCUGAUCUACCUCCGUUCAGGGGCCAGCAGGUGACCUGCUCUGCUAAUGAACACACACUGCUGCCGUCAGCUCACAGCCCCAGCGUGGCCUGUCCCCAUGAGGUGUCCCAAGACCAGGAACUGGUCCCUGCUGCUGGGAGGCACACAGGAUGUGAGGAGCCUGUCCUGACUCUUUCUGAAGAGAGAAAAGCUGAUUGUGACAGCUGUGCUGGAAAGAGCAGUGACAGUGCCUUGUCACAGGUGAAAAGCAGACAAGUGGUAAAUGAAGCCUUACGGAAAGUGCACGAUAAAAAUCAUGUGGGUUUUCCAGAUGCAACCCAACUCUUAACAGAUUCCAACAGCACUUCAGGGGUUAUAACUCGUCUCUCCUGGCUCUCCUUUGGGGAAAGGACAGACCUUGCAUCAGCUAGCCCAUCUCAGGAAAGGGUAGAUAACCCACAAAAGCUUUUGAUCUCUCAGACCAGUGGGUGCCUGGGGGCUAAUGCUGUCAAACGAGUGAUAGAAACAUCCCCAGCUAGACCACAAUUUGAGGAAGUGUUCAUGAGCAGCCAGGGGCUUCAUGAAGGAGAGCCCAGAAAAGAUGCAAUAAAUGUGGCUCACAGCCAGUGGUGGCAUGUUCAGACUCCUCUUCCUAGAGAACAGGCUACUGAGGUGAGGAAAAACUCUCUGAACCCAUCUCCAAGGCUUUCCAUCUCCUCAGGCACAACUCCCUUGGGCUUACUGGGGAAAAGAGCAGGAGAGGCUUCAAAACACUCCUUCCCCUGCUUUAACCACAUGAAGGAUGAGCAGACCCAUUCUGACCCCAUCACAACCAAGUUCUUGGGUUUUUCCACUAUGAAGACAUCAUUACCACAUCUUGGCAUGGACAAGUGCAGCUGUCAGCUGUCCUAUAUCAGCUGCUUCCAUAGGCCUGAUGACAGAGGGGAACAUGAAACUACUGUUCCCAUGUGCAGCACAUUUCUGGGGCCCCUCACCACCCCACCAUCCAGAAGCUGCAGUGUUCCUAGGACCUCUGUGAGCACUUACCCCAUCUCCAUUGCUAGGGACAUGGCAGGGCAGGACAUUCAUGUUCAAGCCCUCAGUUACCUGAAGUACCAAGCACAGAUAAGUCCUGGAGAUUUCUCUUGCUUCCUAGACUACACCAGAGAGCUUCAGGAGGUUGUUGAGAAGCUCUCGGGGAACCAAGCAACCCACCUGCAGGAUCAAUGUGCAGAGCAGGGUGCUGAGAGCAAGGGUGCCAUUGGCUUAGCCUCGCGGGACCUGCUGUCCAGUUGCCAGGAGCUCCUGAGAACAGAGCAGCCCCUUAAAGAGCUGCAGGAAGUUCUGAGAGUCACAUUUGAGCACCUGGUGCAGCUGGCAGUGGCCUGCUUCCAGGUUACACACUGCCAGCUCUGCCAGCAGAGGCAGACGGAACUUGGGGCUGCACUUGUGGAUGUGGUGGAUACCUACCACCAGCUUGUGCAGGCUGUUCACCAGCAGCUUCGCAGGCAAGACUGCCCAGAUCUGGGUGCCAAGCUCCUCACCCGCCAACACACAGCACUCACAGCUGCCAUGUUCUGUCUCCUGCAGCAGUUCAGGGCACCACCAUUGCUGUGA